GCAUCUUCCAACAAUGCUGGAUCCUUAACCCACUGAGUGAGACCAGGGAUUGAACACACAUCCUCAGGGAGACUAUGUCAAUUAACCCGCUGAGCCACAGUGGAAACUCCCCUUGUCCUUUUCCUUUGGGUCAUUUGAUGAGAGCCAAGAGUGGAUCCUCUGCAGGACUGGGAUUAAGUAAGGAAAAUAUGUGGACUCUGAUCAACACGCAGCCCCUACUUCUGCUGUUCCUGCUUCUGAGGCCACUGCUGUUCCUAAAGACAGAUGACUAUGCUAUAUCAGGAGCAAAAGAAGAAGAAUUUUACGAUUACAUGGAAGAAUUAUAUGCUGUAGGGCCUACAAAACCACCCACCAGAGAAUCAUUUAAAAAGCGCGUCCUUGUUAGUAGUGAUGGGAAACCAUUAGCUGAUAAAGACUACUGUAAUGAAGAAAUGAAGAUGAAAAAUGUUCACAACAGGUUCUUCUGUGUUAAAGAACAUUUCUUCCUCCAAGCAUCAUAUGAGAGCAUUCGACACAUCUGUUACAAUUUAUUUGUGCCAUGUAGAAAUAAUGUUAGGAAAUGUCACAGAGGUAGGGAAAUAAUAAAAGCAGUGCAUUGUUUGUUAAUAAGUGGGAUUACAAUGCCAACCUGUAUGUACAAAUCUACUUACAAGGAGGGACUGGUCCUUCUGACUUGUCAAUGGGAAAAUGAAAUUGGAGAUAUUAUUCCUAAUCAUGUAAAUGAUAUUAUACUGGUAUAAAGUGUCAUCCACUAAGAUGGAUUUGCUUCUCACCAUUCUAGAAGAAUAUUUUCUAAGAGGUUAGAGCGAGAUGAUAGAACCCUAUCCUUAGUGAUCCUUUAGGGCCAAAACUGUUUGAUUUUAAUCAUCUACCUUCUGGGCCAGGAGAACUAGAUUAACAGAUAGUGCUCUGAAAUGUGGUUUCAAACAGGUCACACAGUUCAGCACAUUUUGAAUGUGUCAUGAGGAUAAAUGACUGCAGUGACAGGAUGAGCAGCACCAAGAGGAACAGGCAAUGGUUGCCUGCAAUGGGCUCCAAAGUGCUAUUCAUGUGAUUCUCUAGUUUAGUAGAAAUAAUAAAGUGCAUUGACAUAGCAAAGUGUAUGUUUGUGUGGGGGUUCUGGGUUUGGACUGAUCUUCCUCUGUGACACAAGUUGAAACAAAAAGAAUUUGGAGCCCCCCGAGAAAUGGCGAAAUUCAUCUUGCUGGUGCUAGAUUUUAGAUAUUCCACUGGUUCACUUCUUUCCAUACAGCAUAAUGCUCAUGGGAACAUGAAGGUUCAGAUUCUAAUCAGAGACAUCUCAGGAUAGACUUGAAUAUUGAGACUAGCAAACUCUCCCAGAUACUUUCAAUUUUCCAACAUUCCUUUUUUUU
Molecule: messenger RNA, 1373 nt
Organism: Sus scrofa (pig)
Lineage: Eukaryota; Metazoa; Chordata; Mammalia; Artiodactyla; Suidae
Source: RefSeq, a predicted model, not a curated record